GUAGGAGGAGGAGAAGUAGGAGGAGGGAGGUGUUUGCCGCCGCCGCCUCCCGCCGCCGCGGGGACCCGGUGCCGAGCGGCUGCCGUUCCCUCAUCCCAUCACUAGCUCAUCCUAGCAUCCCGUCUCCGGCGGAGAUGUCUGGCGGGGGCAGCAGGCGCCGGAGCGGCUCUCCCUGGCAUAGCACCUUCUCCCGGUUCUUCUCCAGGAGCUCCCCCGGCGAGGGGGCGGCAGCACCGGUCAGUUCGGAAAACAAAGGGAGUGAAGCCAUAAAUUUAAAGAGCAGCCAAAAAGAAAGCACAACUCUGCCGGCACAUCUGAAGGUUUGUCAAAAUGAAGAGAAGAACCAUUCCACUGAAGAACUCAGCAAAUCUGAAAUCCAGGAGGAGCUGAAAAAGGCAAAUAGCCUUCCUAGUUUGAUUCGUGGAAUCAAAACAGCAGAUAAAGACAAGCAACCCCGAGAAGGUUUUUUUCAUUUUCUUGGAAGCUUGUUUAAUAUUGCAACAAAGUCUUCUCUGGUAGAAUCUAAACCGCCUACCUUCCAAAAUGAACCCAAUGGACAUGAAAAGGAUUUACAGAACACAAAUACCCUUCCAGAGGACAUGCAGCCAAAGCGUCCAAAAAUUGAAGACGCUAUCUAUUCUACAGCUAGUACUAAAGAGGAUUCUGUAAAUAAAGGUGAAGCCAUCUUAAAUAAUAUUGGGAAAGAUAUCUCACAGGAUCCGCAAGGAGACUGGAAACUACCUGCAGGUGCACAAAAGCAGAUGCUACGGAAGCCAGAAGCACCUGCAGUCACUUAUGCAACGUAUCGAGGUUCUGCAAGGAUUAGGCAGCUACUGAAGAGUCAGUCAGAAGUGGCUGAAAAAGGAGAAGAAAGGACUGAGAACAGAAAUGCUUUAAUGGUCAAAGAAAAUGGGGAAAUCCAAACAACCAUCUCUCCAAAAUCAGGAUGCUUAAAAGAGAAUGCAGAAAAUGAGGGUAAAGAUCACGGAGUUGGUGUUAUAGUGGACUCUUCUGCAUUUAACAUGGAAACAACGAAGUCUGGUAAAGCUCAGCAUUGCUUGGUUAGCAGUAAAGGCAAAAUAACUGCCAAGGCUACAACUUCAUCUACUGAAUCAUCUCGUGAUAUAGAUUUAAAACAUACACCUGCUUUAGCCGCAACAAAAUUUAAAAGGACGUGUUCACUAGAUUCGUUUUUGUCAUCUAGUAGUAGAAAUGGUGAGAUCCUAACCAAUUCCACUUCUCAGAUUACCAACUCCCUUAAAAUGAGUUCUGCAAAUGGUUUGGUUGGAAAAGAAGUUGAACUGCUGGGAGAAGCAGAAGCUCUGUUUCAGGGAGACAAAAUUGCCACUUGUAAUUUUGAUGAAGAUAAUUGCUGUAGUAUAGCAGCUAGUAAGGAGUCUACCAAAAUAAUGCAAGAUGAUUGUUUACAUUCACACAAAUCAAAAAAUAAGUCAGCUAAUGAAGAACUACAGGUGAGUAAGGGAGAGUAUUGCUGUAAUCAUCAAAUGCAUAGUCACUUGGAACCAGCAUCGGAUGUCCAGAUGCUUCAUUCCAUUACCACUAUAUUUCAGGAGCAAGCAGAUCAACGUACAGGUAGUGCAAAUAAAGGUAGUGACCCAAGGAAAAGUGAUACACAGAAGAUUGUGGCAGCUGUAGAAACCGAGCAAAAUCCACAAAAAUUUCUUGCUACUGCUCUUUCACCUUUUGAUGAACAAACACCCACUUUGCUUAGUAUGGAGUCCACAGGAGAAAAAUGCAUAACUGCAGGUAAUCUCACUGCUACAACAUCAUCUAUUAAAAAUUAUGAAGAUACAGUCAUGGGCAGCAGGACUUGUAAUGAAGAACUGAGUAAGUUUGGGAAACGAAUACACAUACAAAAUGAUGACCAGUUAGUCCUUGUGGAGAAUUGUAAGGAUACUGUUGCACCACAGGCUGGUGUACCUUGUCUAGAAACGGAGGGUGUGGAAACAAUGAAGGUUUUCUCUCAGGUUUCAGUGGAAAACCUUGCCGAUGUGUCAUCAUGCAUACAUGCAUGUGAGAGCAUGAAAGCUAACUUCAACGAGCUGACAGCACCUCUCCCUGUUACUUACGAGUCUUCUUUUGAAACUGGAGGCUGUUGUUUGGUUUCUCUUCAUCCAAGUUGCAAAACUGAAAGAACUAUAGGGGAAAGAGAAGUUGAUUUAAAAGAUGCAAGAGAGACUGUUUCUUGUCCUGAUCUUAGAUGUGAAAAGAGCAAAUCUUUUGAGCUGGUAGAGUUGAGCCUUUCAGAAAGCUCAGUGCCUGUUCACAACUGUGGUUCUGUUUCCCUUGAAACUGUUCAAGAUGUUUCUGCCAAGGCAUUAGUUAUUCUUACAGAAGAUAACACAGCAAAGCCUGCUGUUCACCCUUUAAUCAGCAUCAGCAGGACAGAUGAUCAUACUCUUCCUGCUUCUAAAAUUGACAAGGCUGGUAUGGCUGAUGUUGCACUUCUACCUUCUGAGUAUAAGGAUUGCAUCUCUGAACUUUCCUCUCUUAAGUCACAAGGAAACGUUCUGGUGGUUUCUCAUUCUGACUUGAGAUGUGGAGAAAGACCUUUGCCCAACCAUUCUGUUUUCAUCUGUGAAAAAGACAUUGAUGUAGACAUAACUUCUAAAUCUUCAACUCUUUCUGAAGAUGGAUCUAUUAAUUUAUCUUCCAAGAAGGAAAACAGUAAUAAGCCGAAGAUAUCGCCCCCAGUACUUGAUUUUUCAUCUGACAACCAAGUCAAAAUGCCUUAUCCUGCCACUAACUCUGAAAAUGGCCAGAUUACUAGAUGGUCUACUGCUUCUGAACAGGACAACUUUAUUUUUCCAGCUGCUGAAUUUAGCAGGAUAAUCCCCGAGGACAGAAUGUCUGAGGUGUCAGUUUGCUUGGGAGACCUGAGAGCUUCAUGCCCAAAUGAUUCUCUGGAACCUGAGCUUACUCCAGCUAUGCUUGAUAGCUCUGCUGCUGGAGUGGAUGUGGUGGGUAUUUGCAUCCGCAGGCCCUCAUCACCUAAUCUGGGAUCCAGAGAAGCCUUUGACCUUUCCCUUUCUGCCUUGGAAACAGUGGGCGUUGCUCAGGGGAACAAUUAUUCCUCCAGUUACAGAGCUGGUGAUGGGGCAGAGGAGGCUGCCUCCGUGCAGCAGGCUGACAGCAGUGUCUUGGCAGAGGCAAUGAUGUCACCCAUCCACCCUUGGAAAUCUUUGGGAACAUCAUCUGAGUCAGCCUGUACUGAGAGCAUGUGCAAAAAUGCUGUGGGACAGGUGAAUCUUGCUAACUAUGUUUCUGCUCUCUCACAAGCCCCUUCUAUGACAAAUAAUCAAACAUCUGCUGCACCUGCAGAGUCAAAUGAGCUCUGUUCUGAGGAAUUAAGGGAUAGCAAUACGAAGGGACAAGAAUGCCCUAAAUUCCAAAAUGCUGCUGUUUUGCUUAAAAAAGCUGAGGAAAUAGUGGACUCAGUUUUACAGUUAGCUAUAGAAGAAAUAAUGGCAAAACCAGCCAUUGGUGUCUGCCAGCUUUGUGGGAGCAAGGAUGGUUUAAUAAGUACGGGUAUUAUAAAUUAUCAGAAAGCUGGGACUGUACAGCUGGAAGCAGAAGAAAUCCAGUCAGCUGUGCAGUCAUUAAAACAUUUUAAUGAGAACAGUGGAGGAGGCUCAUCUUCAUUUACAGGAAAUGAAACAGUGGAUACCAGUAAUCAAGGUGAAAAGAUACUAUCUUACAUCCCUGAUAAAAUUGACCUACAUAGUGCACUAGCGCUAAAAGCAAAAGAAAUAAUUGAUGAAGUCAUUAACUCAGCCAAACAAAAGCUGGCAUCCAAUCAGUGGCAAGGCAGUGAGAGUAAAAGGCUCUCUGAAAAGUUUGAGCCUAAACCUAAGACUGAAACCCUAAAGGUUUUAAACCUGGAUAUCAAGUUACCUGCUAGAACAGAUGAACCAAGGGAGAAGGUUGACGCUCAGAUUGUAGGUGUAAAUUUUGAAAAGGCAGAUGGCUUAGAUCCUCCCUUGCUUCCAAAUAGUAUGGAAAAUGGCAUAGAUUGGCCCCAAAGAGCUGAAAAGAUACCAAAUAAUGCAUUUACAUGUCAAACAAAUGGAUUUCUGACCACUGGUAGUUCAGUAAGGCCAGAAUCUGAUUUUAUGACACCAGACAAAGAGGGAGACGAUAGAAAGGUGUGUGACCAUCUGGCUGCAGCAGAGAAAUGUAGAAAAGCUGGAGUAUCAGCAACUAGUAGAAAAUCUGAUGGGUCUUUACGUUUAAUACACAGAGAUGCUACUGUGACUGAAGAAAUGCUUCAGUCAUUGCAGUUAAAAGAUUUGUGCAAUAAUACAAAUAUGCCAGAGCACGCAUUGCUGGGAAGUGUAAAUGUUAAUUUGCCAUCUUUUAUGCCCAAUGAAGAACAUAUCAGCAUACAGACUGAAUCCAAAGUCAAAAGCAGCUCUUGGGGUUCUCUGGAAACCAGUGCAGAGGACAGUCCUUAUAAACACUGCAGAAGAGAGGCUGCAGAAAUACCUGCACAAGUAAUAGUAACCUUAGAAGAUUCAAAGGUAAUGGAGAAUAAAGAAGAACGAGCAGAAGGGACGAGUGAGAUGGCAGAGACUAAUACUGGAUUAAACGCACUGUUUGCUGUGCCUCAAUUGUCUAUUAUUGGUGAUGACAGCGAAGGGAAAAGCUGCUUCAACACAGUGUUUGCCCAAGAUAAUGAGAAUCCAAAGCAGGUAGAAAGGAAGGACCAAGACACUCAGAGAAAUUAUCAGCUUGAAGAAAGUGGUCUGGACUGUAGUGAUGACACGAAGGAAUCGACUGAUCUUUUGGGCUUUUCUCCACUAAUUGAACAGUGGGAAAACAGUUCUUUUACUAUAAUCUAUGAAGAUGCCCUUCAGACUGAGAACAAAUCUGUCUCAACUGAUGAUAUGCAAACUGGUUUGCUUUCUUCUUCUGUUCUACCUUCAGAUAAUGUGGAUGAUCUAACAUGUGAAAGAGCAAAUAAUAAACAUGACCCAGCUUGUCUUUAUGGAAAGGAUAACAAGUUGACUGAAGCUACAGAUAGCCGUAGCUCAGAGUCAUUUCUAAGCGUGGAGGCCAGGCGCUGUAGAGUAUAUCCUUUGUCUUUGUCUCCGAUAUAUGAAGAUGACAGCUCUCAAGAAGAUUUGCUUUCUACAGAUGUGUCACCAGAAGGCCAUCCUAGUGGAAUAUCUAAAGAUAACACUGACCACGCUUCUGUGCUAUCCCUUCUCCAGUCAGUUUCUGAGCGCUUACAGUUUACUUCUCAGUUCAGUAAAGAGGAUGAGGAGGAGGGAGUGGAAGACCAGGAGGAGGAAGAAUCAUCAUAUGAAGAACAAAUGCUUGAUGCUGAGCAAGAAGAAGAUUGUCUUUCCACUCAGUGGAGAGGGGAUUUAAAAACAACCCUGCAGUCAAACAAGCAAAGUUUGUUUCCUGAACAACCACUUCCUCUUUCAAAAGAGCAACUUGACUCUAAGCAUCAACCAGAACUAUUUCCAGAUGUAGCUUCUCCCAGUCGAACACCUUGUAAGCCAAUUUCACAGAAAGCUGAUGCUGCUGUAAAACUUCCUCCUCCAAGUAUCUACUACCAGUAUUUGAAAUCUGCCAGCACUUCCUCCUUUGAGAAGGGGACCAGGUUUGGAAGCAUUCUCCAGGAUGUGUUGCAGCCAAAGAUGCAUUGGUCUCAAGACAACACUAUGCUGAAACUGGGAGAAUUGUCAGCGAACCUUAUUGACAGGGCAAGUCUCAAAUACAAUCCAAGGCCAGGAAAGAUUAUUAUUUAUGAUAUUUAUGGCGACAAAAGUAAACAAGAAAUUCAUUCGGAUGUGCUAAAUACCAUGUCAUGGAUCUUUCCCAGUGGAGCAUUACUUAGGAUAAUUAGAGGAUGUUGGAUUUUGUAUGAGAAACCAAAGUUCCAGGGUCGGAAAUAUGUACUAGAAGAAGGAGAGACUGUGCUGGAUCACCUUUGGGAUCUUCCGGGUGUGAAGUAUCGUCGGAGAAACCUCACAGUGGGUUCAAUCAAACAUAUAACGAAGGACUGUGACGUUCCAGAGGUAGAGUUCUGCCCGGCAGAUGGUGGUACAGAGGGACUUCCUGUCUGCAUACAGACUGCAGUUGCCAAUUUAGAAGAACUGGAUGUUGAGAAAAACCCUUAUAUAAGUGUCAAAUCAGGAGUAUGGCUUGCUUAUUCAGACAUUAAUUACAAGGGAGAGAUGAAGGUUUUGGAAGUAUGCGAUUCACCAUCUGAAAUUCCUUCAGCAGAUGUGAAAUCUCUGCGUCCCUUAAAAAUGGGUGGACUAAAGGUACAGAUGCCAAUGAAUGUAAAGAUUAUAAUAUAUGAGAAAACUCACUUUGGAGGAUGGUCCAAAGAGUUUUCAGAAAACGUCAGUUCUGUCCCAGCUGUGUUUCAUAGCGAAGAGGAGUUUCAGGAAAUUGGAUCAAUACGUGUAAUUGGAGGAGUGUGGGUUGCCUAUGAUAAGGAACGCUACAAAGGCCGUCAGUACUUGCUGGAGGAGGGAAAUUAUGAAGACAGACACCUAUGGGGGGGAACUGACAGUAUCCUAUCUUUCCGAUUCCUUCAGGCUGAUUUCAUAGAGUCAUCAGUGGCACUUUUUCAGUCUGAUGAUGAAGAUGGGAAAGCAUUAGACAUCAUCAAUGAAGAAAUCCCUGAUUUGGAGCUGGCUGGAUUUGGCCCAGAGACGAAAUCAAUUCUUGUGAGAAGUGGAGUGUGGGUCGCAUAUCAGCAGAAGUAUUUCUGUGGAGAACAAUAUGUAUUGGAGAAAGGAAAAUAUAAAUGUUUCUUUGACUGGGGAGGGUCCAGUAAAACCAUCAUGUCAAUUCGACCUAUUAAGUUGGAACCACUUGGAACGGAUGAGCCUCCACAUUGGCUCAAAGCUUUCAGUAAUACACAUUUCCAAGGAACAUGUAUAGAUUUCACAGCAGAAGUUUCUGAUUUUACAUCAUUCAUACCAUGUUCUUUUAAGGUUCUUCGGGGAUGUUGGCUCCUGUGUUACCAAGGGGAAACCACUGACAAUCACUGUGUGCUGGAAGAAGGCCUCUUUGUUGACCUCAGUUCCUGUGGCUGCCCGACUGCUACAAUCAAAUCCCUGAAGCCUAUUCAAUAUGUUUUUGCUGAGCCCUCCAUCAGCCUGUUCGCUCUGGAAUGCUGCAAGGGCAGAGAGCUGCACUUCAGUGAACCCAUCAAUUCUGUUUUGAAUGAGGACCUUCAUUUUUACACUCAGUCUGUAUGGGUGAGAAGUGGAUUGUGGAUUGCUUAUGAAGGGUGCAAUUUUUUGGGAAGGCAGAUUCUGCUGGAGCCCAGUGAGAUUUCAAACUGGAGUGAACACAGUGGCUGGAAAGCAAUUGGCUCCCUUCGUCCUGUGAAGCAGCCAGCAGUGUACCUCAGAGUGAAGAACCGAGCCCAAGGUAAAUACUUGACAGUUGCUGGGAGCCUAGCAGAUAUAAGAGCAACAUCAGUGUGCGCGUCCCCGUACAAUGGCAAGAAUACCCAGAUCUGGCACUACUCUCGUGGACUGUUCAAAUCCAAGGCUAACAAUGCCUGUCUGGAUGUCAUUGGUGGCAGAGAUGUACCUGGGGCCAAAGUUGCACUCUGGGCAGAACACGGGAAGGACAGGCAAAAGUGGAGACUCAAUGAGGAUGGAACCAUCAGUUCAUACCUCAGCAACCAACUGGUGCUUGAUAUUAAAGGAGGAAAUUAUUAUGACAAGAAUCACAUCAUCAUGAAUCAGCCAAUAGACAACAAACUUUCACAGCAGUGGGAUAUUGAAAUAUUGUGAGCAAAGCCCACCAGAGAGAUGGACCUUGUGUGGGUUAAUAACACCAAGGAGGGGGGAAAAAAACAACCUACUGAAGUCAAGCACCACUGGAACCUUAAGAAGCAACUCCUCUACUUUCCUUCAUACCAGGCACCAACUCCAAAAACAAACAAGUUUUGCACAAAUGUGGAAGAUGGAAGGUUGAUCUGAUGUCUUUCUGCAGGGAAGCUGAUUCUUCAGAGGCUGCUCCUACAAAAGUCACUAUUACUUUUCAUCUGAACUAUUAAAUGCAAAAGAGUAGACGUAUGUUUUGCAGGAGAGAUAAUAUGGGAAAGGUGUCAGAAAUAUUUGUUACCUUCCUCUCACAGUGAUGGAAGCUCACUGAAGAAUGGACACAUUAGUGAGCUUGAAAGAGGUUGAGUUGGUCAUUUAUAUUCCAAGUGAAAGUAUUUAGGCUCAAAGCAACCCUGAAGCUCAAAUCAUCUCUCUUGCUAAAACACAGUUUAUUUUGUUCAUGAAGACAACUUUGAUCUGGAAUUACCAACUCAGCGUGUGAAAUGGGGCAAUGGAGAAAGCCAGGCUUUUACCCCCCUACUGUUACCAGUAGGCCUUUGUCUUCAUUUCUUUUAACAGUACCAAAUUUCCAGGUUCAGGAACUGGUUUUGCUGACCCAUGGCCUGUUUUAGACCCGUGAAAUUGUUACCUUUAACACGAAGCCAUAUGUGCGUGUAUCAAAAGAGAACAAACAGGCUUGGGUCAGGCUAGAUUCCUGCAAGGGCUAGCUGCAUUUAGAGCAGUAAUGAUUUUAACUCUAGCUGUAUUUUGGAUUUAUGUAUAUAGAUUAAUUUAAUAAAAUGUAAUAUCGUCUUGAAAGCCAUGUCUUCCUUCAGAAAAUAAUUCACCCUUGUAUGUAUUCUCAAAGGUGAUAGCAGCCUGCAUUUCAACUCUUGCUUAAUGUUAAAAGAACAGCAUUAACUGCAUAUUGACCUUACUGUGGCUCAUCAACAACGCGUACACCUUAUCCCGAAGGACAAGGACUUAGACUAAUGAAGACAAGCCCUUGGCAUGCCGGUGCUUUCCCCAAUCUCAGCACUAUGCAACCAGCCUACCAGCUCUCGUUCCAGGCAGACGGAGCCAAAUACCUUAAUUGGACUGAAGCUGUUGCAGGCUUGAAAAGCACAUUCCUCACUCACCCCUGACAGACAGAUGGAACUGCAUACAUGUGCACUAAGACUGUGAACCCUCAAAGUGGAAGUGAAGUCCUUUAGGUCACUGGUAACUUUGAUUUCAGUGCCACCGAAUUAAUCCCUACUUCAUUGAAAAUGUCAUUUUUUUUUUUCUUUAUUUGUAUAUUCAGGAUAUGUAUUUCUAUAACUAUUUCUAUAAAACUAUUUAAAGAGUUUAGAUUACCUAAAGACAAGAUAUUUUAGUUUCCAAAAGCUGUAACUUUUCCAGUUGUACAUUCAAGCAGGAUUCAUCCCCAAACAAAUGAAAACAUACAAACCCUAAGUCUGCCACAAAAAUAAAAUAUAUGGAUGUCUAUUUUUGUAAGAAAUGGAGUUCUAUAUGUCUAUUUAAAAAACAACCUUAUCUACUUGCACUUGCUAUUUUACAUUCUAAAGUUAUCAUGAGUCUGCUGUUUAAGUAACAGAUCUUCAAAUAUAUGUAUAUAUUUUUCCAACUAAAGCACUUGUUUAGCUUUUUUUUUUAAUGUAAGUCAGUACGUGAAGUGUUCUACACGUGACUCGCUUUCCCCAUGAAAUUUUAAAAGCCUCUGUAAAAUGUUCUAAUCUUUUAGUCCGAGAAUGGCUGCAUCGUAUUUGGUGUCAGUGUUACAUAACAAAGUAAAGCAGGCUUUUGUACUCGAGAGAUCUUGAAUGUAAAAUGCUAAGCAUGUAUAUUUUAAU
This is a messenger RNA of Cuculus canorus (common cuckoo), 9679 nucleotides long. RefSeq names its product crystallin beta-gamma domain containing 3 (gene CRYBG3). Gene Ontology annotation, molecular function: structural constituent of eye lens. Gene Ontology annotation, biological process: lens development in camera-type eye; visual perception. Bases 135 to 7793 code for a protein of 2552 amino acids. The transcript has 22 exons. Lineage: Eukaryota; Metazoa; Chordata; Aves; Cuculiformes; Cuculidae. The record is from RefSeq and is a predicted model, not a curated record.